GUAUAAAAAAAAAAAAAUACAGAGACUACUGUCAUGUUGCUACCUUGUGACGUGUAAAUAGUAGACUUUAAAACAAAAAACGUGAUACAGUUGUUGAUAUUAUGGAGUAUUUUAAAAACAGUUUAAAAUCUGUGUUAGGAGCUCCAGAACCAGGAAAUCAACCAACCGGAGCUGACACUGUUGAAAGAUUGGUUGACCGACUUGACUCUUCAAGUUUAUUAGAUGAUCGAAGAGAUGCAUGUCGAGCUCUUAAAGCUCUAUCAAAAACAUACAGAUUGGAAGUGGGUGCUCAGGGAAUGAACGCCCUUAGACAAGUUUUAGAGAUGGAUCGAACAGAUUGUGAAAUUGUAGGUUUAGCUUUAGAUACUCUUUGUAAUAUAACCAGUCCAGAAACCUAUGAUGAAGAAGUUGAAAAGUAUGGGGGAAAUAAAAUAGGGGAACAAUUCACAGAGAUAUUUAUUAAGCAACAAGAUACAGUAGGAUUUGUUAUAUCAUCUUUAGAAGACUUCGAUUUUCGUGUCAGAUGGCCAGCUUUAAAAUUACUAUCAAAUCUUGUGAUAAAUCGGCCUAAAGAUGUUCAAGAAAUAAUUUUGGUGAUGCCUAUGGGUAUUUCUAAGCUCAUGGAUUUGUUGAGUGACAGCAGGGAAGUUAUCAGAAAUGAUGCUUUGUUACUAUUAAUUCAAUUGACGAAAGGCAAUGCAAAUAUUCAAAAAAUUGUAGCAUUUGAGAAUGCUUUCGAUAGAAUUUUUGAUGUAAUUACUCAAGAGGGAGGUGCUGAUGGUGGAAUAAUUGUAGAAGAUUGUUUACUUUUGAUGUUAAACCUAUUAAAAGGUAAUGUCAGUAAUCAAACUUUUUUCAAAGAAGGCUCUUAUAUCCAAAGAUUAACUCCACUAUUCCAAUUACCUCCUGAUGAUGAUAGUACUUCGGUUGAGUGGAAACCACAAAAAGUAGCCAACGUUCACUGUAUGUUGCAAGUAAUUCGUGCCUUAGUUGCUCCAAGUUGUUCAGCACAGUUUGUUGGUUUAUGUCAACGUAUUAUGCACGAUUGUGGUCUUCUUCAAGCACUCUGUGACAUCUUGAUGGCCAGCGGAGUACCUGUAGAUGUAUUAAUUGAAACUAUCAAUGCUGUAGCUGAAGUUAUAAGAGGCAAGACAAGUAAUCAAGAAUUUUUAGCAAAUGUCACUGCUCCUAGUACACCUCCGAAGCCAGCUAUUGUAGUUCUCCUGAUGUGUAUGGUCAACGAAAAACAAUCACUUCAACUGAAAUGUGCUGUCCUAUAUUGUUUCCAAUGUUUUCUGUAUAAAAAUGAAGUAGGACAGAUGCAAUUAGUUCAAACACUUCUUCCACAGAGCAACGAAACUCUUUCAUUAACUAUGGGACAACUUUUAUGUGGCGGCCUGUUUUCCCCAGACCCAUUAUCUAAUUGGUUCUCUGCUGUUGCUUUAUCAUAUGCGUUAAUUGAUAAUCCUACCCAACAGGAACAGUUGUUAAGAGUGUUAUUGGCUACUAAAAUAGGAAAGCCACCAGUAACAUUAAUGCAACAGUGUGUGAUGCUUCUUCAACAAGGCAAUAAACCUCAAUGUAAAUUAGGACUGUUAAUGUUAUUAUGUAGAUGGACUGCUUACUGUCCUAUUGCGGUUAAAGCAUUUUUAUCAAUUGAUUCAUCAAUAUCAUACUUGACGGCCCUACUAUCUGCUCAUGAAAAUAAUGAAGAUUUAAUGGAAAAUCUUAUUCAAAGUAUGUGCGCUCUUUUACUCGGAAUAUGUGUACAUUUCAAUGAUAAUGACGUCUCCGAUUAUACUAAAGAACAAUUAUGUAAUUUAAUUGAAAAAAGAGUCGGUAUAGAACGGUUUCUUGAUGCAAUUGGUGGAUUAGCGAGGCAUGAAGUUUAUUCUCGAACAUUGAAACAUCCUCAACCUUCAGCAAAAAAUUCUGGAGACCUUUUACUUGAUCAUGAAUUUUGUCGACUCUCCAAAGCAUUAGAAGGAACCAUAAUGGAAUCAGUAUUUAAAGGAAGUGGUGUGCCCUCUAAUAAAGAUGCGACCACAACUUUAUCAAGCUCAGAUUCUGCUCUGUUAUCACAAUAUAAAGAUCUCAUAAGAGAACAAGAUGAAAAAAUACAACAAUUAACUCAAACAAAGGAAUCACUUAUGAAUGACAAACUCUUACUUGAGCGUCAAUUUCUAGAAUUACAAUCAGAGAUAAGUAAUCUGAAAGAUCAAAAUUUAGUUCUCAGAGCAGCUCAAACAAAUUUAAAUGAUAAUAAAGAAUUUUUACUAACUAAUCAUAAGGAUUCAUCAACUGAUGAAUCGAUAAUAGAGCAUCAGAAUAUAAUAAAACAAUUAGAAUCUCGACUGAAUGAAUAUCAAAUAAAACUUCAAGAAUAUGAAAGUCGAGAAAGUCAUCGAGCACAAUUAGAGAAUAUGUUAAAAGAAAAAUCAGAAGAAUUGGAUCAAUUAAAAAAAGACCAAGAAGAUUUAUUAAUGCUUUUAGCUGACCAAGAAUCGAAACUUGUUCUCUACAAAGAAAAGCUGAUUGCUUUAGGAGAAAAAGUUGAAUCUGAUGAAAGUUCUGGAGAAAUAGAUACAGAUGAUCAACCAGAAUCAAGUAAUUGAACUAGUUUUAAUUAUUUCUUGGCUUGUCCAUAGCGCAAUUGGAUACUGAUGUAAAAAUUAUUAAAUAAAAAAAAAAUAUUUCUCUUUAAAUAAAUGGAAAA
Molecule: messenger RNA, 2716 nt
Organism: Chelonus insularis
Lineage: Eukaryota; Metazoa; Arthropoda; Insecta; Hymenoptera; Braconidae
Gene: p115
Product: General vesicular transport factor p115
Exons: 5
Coding region: 102-2615 (837 amino acids)
Biological process (GO): intracellular protein transport; transcytosis; endoplasmic reticulum to Golgi vesicle-mediated transport
Cellular component (GO): ER to Golgi transport vesicle membrane; endoplasmic reticulum; Golgi membrane
Source: RefSeq, a predicted model, not a curated record